UUUUUUUUUUUUUUUUCUUUUUUUUCUUUUGUCCUGUCUCAUUCACGGAUUCAACUACACCGGUUACUCAUCAUGCCAACCCCUGCAAUGUUCACUCGUCCACCAAGCCCUCCUAUCAUCAAGAUCCCUGGUCAUUUUGGUGACAUCAUGUCUAGGAGGGACACGACUUUGACUCUACCUGAAGGCUUUACUGGUCAAGAAAGGAUCAUGCUUACUGCUAAUGGUAACCUGCAGCGUCUUAUCAGCGCAUACUUCAACAAAACCGUCUCCAUCACCAUCCUUGAAAAUACUCGAGUGCCUCUGCUCCCUGAUGAGGAUCCGGCCGUCAUUGCUCGGUUCCAACGUGAGGUCAACUUGCUCUGUAAUGAGAAAGUCGUCUGUAAUGCUAAAUCCCAAGUCCUGAUCAAAGAUCAAGCGGUCUAUGAUCUCGUGGUCGAGAAGGGCGUGGGAAUCGGUCAGAUCUUUCGGUAUCUGGAUAAAUUACCCUCGUUUGAAUUACAUGGCCUCGGAAGGACCGACAAGACCUUUUGGAGAGAAUACUCUCUAGAGAUCCCUGGGGUUUAUUGUCGGUUACUCGAGGUCUUGCCUUCCUCCUUAUUUGAUCAUAAUUGGUUGGAAAAGGAACCAGAAGACAUCUCUUGGGAUAUCGACAUUGGCCAAGGACAGAUGACAUGGAUCAAUCCUGAUCUCCAGGACUGUCGAGUGUCUAAAGUCUAAUGUCUCAUGCCCAAUGUCUAAACAUCUCAUACAUAGAACCUUUAGAUGAAC
This is a messenger RNA of Lobosporangium transversale, 768 nucleotides long. RefSeq lists its product as hypothetical. NCBI's taxonomy places the organism in Eukaryota, Fungi, Mortierellomycota, Mortierellomycetes, Mortierellales, Mortierellaceae. The coding region runs from base 73 to 717 and encodes 214 amino acids. The transcript has 3 exons. The record is from RefSeq and is a predicted model, not a curated record.